AUGAUCGAAACACAAGACUCCAUUGCAAUAACGGUUCCUAAUUCUCAUGAUGAAAAUGACAAUAAAGUAUUAAAUGUAGCUCCCAAAUCAAAUGUAACGGAUAGCUAUUAUGAGGAUGAAAAGUCCGUACUAUUACCUAUCAAAGAAUUAGUGCUUGUGUUCUUAGCAUUGCUUCUUGCCGUAUUUUUAGCAGGAUUGGAUCAAAUGAUAAUAGCAACAUGUUUACCAAAUAUUGUAUCAGAAUUUAAUUCAUUAGACCAAAUAACAUGGAUCGGAACUGCCUAUUUAUUAACCUCAACAACUUCACAACCAAUUUCUGGAAAGGUUUCUGACAUAUUUGGAAGGAAACCUACAUUUUUAGUUGCUCUUGGAACUUUUAUAAUAGCAUCAGUUUUAUGCGGUGCCGCUCAAAAUAUGAUCAUGCUAAUUGUAUUUCGUGGUUUGUCUGGGUUGGGUGCUGGAGCAAUUAUAAACUUAUUAAUGAUUAUAAUGUCAGAUGUCACUAGUCAACGUGAUCGCGGAAAAUAUCAAGGUAUUAUCGGAGGAGUUUGGGGCAUAUCCUCAAUCGUAGGACCUUUGGCCGGAGGCCUCUUUUCUGAUCACCUAAGCUGGAGAUGGGCUUUCUUUAUCAAUCUUCCAAUUGGACUCAUAACUAUAAUAAUAGUGAUUUUUUUCUUACAUCUUCCAAGACCUACUGGUUCUUUAGGUGAAAAACUUAAAAGAAUUGAUUAUUUGGGUUCUUGUCUUAUAUUUACUACUGUAGUUUGUUUAUUAUUACCAACUAAUUGGGGUGGUGACACUUAUCCUUGGAAUAGUCCUCAAAUAAUUACUUUAUACAUUGCUAGUUUUAUUUUUUUAUUAAUUCUGAUUUAUGUGGAAACUAAAGUUGCUUCUGAACCUAUCAUACCUGCUCAAAUAUUUAAAGUGCGAACCGCAAUUGCAACUUUUAUAUUUAAUUUGUUAUUUGGGAUGGUGUUUUACUCGAUGGUAUUCUACACCCCUUUAUACUUCCAGGUAAUGAAAGGUGUUUCAGCUACAGAGUCAGGCCUGUUGAUAUUACCACUUAUUCUCGGAUUAGUAAUAUUUUCAGCUGUUGCUGGACUAAUAACAACAUACACUGGAAGAGUUCGUGAAAUUAUUUGGAUCGGUUCCUUAAUCUCAGUUGCUGGUGCAGUACUUAUUAGCAUAUUUUUUGAUAUCAGCUCGACAACAGGUCAACAAAUUGGUUAUUUGCUUUUAAUUGGAUGUGGAUUUGGUUUGGUAGCUCAAACUACAUUACUUUCUCUACAAAGUUGUGUUGAGAUUGAAUAUUUAGCUACUGUUACUGCUAUGUAUAAUUUUAGUCGCAUUAUUGGUGGUAUUUUUGGUGUAGCAAUUUUAGGUGCAAUUUUCAAUAAUGUACUUUCUGAAGGACUUUCAACCUAUUCUCAAUUAUCUCCAGGAACAUUUAAUCUUGAACGAGCAAGAAGAGAACCAUUGUAUCUUUGGCAACUAACUGAUUUGGAUGUAAGACAAAAUAUCAUGCAAAUUUACGUUAAUGCAUUACAAGCUGCUUAUAGGCUUAAUAUUCCUCAUUAUGAUUUAAAAAAGACAAUAACACAGCAAAACGAAAAACAGUAA
Messenger RNA from Cetraspora pellucida, 1620 nucleotides. The record is from the annotation of a GenBank genome assembly. NCBI's taxonomy places the organism in Eukaryota, Fungi, Glomeromycota, Glomeromycetes, Diversisporales, Gigasporaceae.